GCCAAUGGCGGAGCCAGAAAUUUCAUUAAGGGGAUUCAACUUUAAUAAAAAUAGGUUAUAUCAAGCUUCUGUUUCAAGUCAAGGAAAUUCAAACCUUGUAUUUAUCAUGCAUUUUAUUAUUUUUGGAUUAUAAUAUACAUGUAUAAUAAGUAAAAUUUUGGAGCAAGGAAUAUCAUAUGAACCCCCUUGCUUGAAUGUGGCUCCACCACUGUUGUUGUAUAUGCCUCUUACAAUGGCCUAUUACAUGCCUUUUACAAUUAUGGCCCAUUUUGCUUCCCAUAUUAAAAUUUGCUCUCAUAAUAUCUCUGUGUUCAUUUUCAGAUUUCCAAGACAGAAAAUGAGCAGGGAAGGAGAUUGGAUGUGUGCUGCAUGCCAUCACCAAAAUUUCAAGAAACGGGAUGCAUGUCAACGAUGUAGCUGCCCUAAAUAUGCAACAAUGGCUGAUGUUUCCAUGUAUGGUCUAAACACAACAGAAGUUCUAGCUGGAGACUGGUACUGCAGUGCCAUGAACUGCGGUUCUCACAACUACGCAAGCAGAACAAGCUGCUAUAGAUGCGGUGCCUUAAAAAGCGGUAAUUAUAUGGCAUUGACAGGUUAUGGAUAUGAUGCAAGUGCUCGUCCUGGUUGGAAGAGCGGUGAUUGGAUUUGCAGCAGAUUAGGAUGUGGUAUGCACAACUAUGCCAGUAGAGCAGAAUGUUAUAAAUGCAAGACAACUAGAGAUUUUGGAGGUGACCUGAGAGAAAGUGAAUUUUAUUGAGGGACGCGGCGACAUUAAGUUUUUAUUGAAGUUUUACCAGAACUCAUAACCUGCUUCUUCUGUUUUAUUCCUUUCACUCUUCCUUUUCUUUUUUCUUUAGAUUAAUUCUCAAGGAAGGGUUAGAAUCUAACUGGAUUGCAACUGCAAGUGUUCUAAUGAAUGAAAUCCCUUCAGAUUUUGCAUUCUUUACGUCUUUCAAGUUUCAACAACUGCUUUUCUCAGGGUAGUCCAGUCAAUAAUAUUAUGUAAACUUAACAAUCAAUCAAAGCUGUUUAGGCCUAAUGAGAUAUGCAAAGGCUUAUGUAUCCCUUCGGACCACUAUUUAGGUUGAU
Molecule: messenger RNA, 1089 nt
Organism: Lycium ferocissimum
Lineage: Eukaryota; Viridiplantae; Streptophyta; Magnoliopsida; Solanales; Solanaceae
Exons: 3
Coding region: 221-757 (178 amino acids)
Cellular component (GO): cytoplasm
Molecular function (GO): mRNA binding
Source: RefSeq, a predicted model, not a curated record